Messenger RNA from Erigeron canadensis, 3263 nucleotides. Its product is annotated as pentatricopeptide repeat-containing protein At4g20740. The record is from RefSeq and is a predicted model, not a curated record. NCBI's taxonomy places the organism in Eukaryota, Viridiplantae, Streptophyta, Magnoliopsida, Asterales, Asteraceae. Bases 176 to 2329 code for a protein of 717 amino acids. The transcript is spliced from 5 exons. Gene Ontology annotation, molecular function: protein binding.
UAGUAGUACACUCAAUACACGAACAAAAACGGGGAUAGUUUCGGCAUCGGACCACCCAUCGUCGCCCAACGCCGUCAGUCGCCACCGACCCAGCCUCCUAAUAUGGUUUUCAGAUAUCAGUCUUUAUGACCUGAAACAUACAAACAUUCUGUAGUUUAGAAAAAUCUUUAACAAAAUGCCUCCGCGAUCAAGUACCAUAUCCAAUAACUUCAACUUCAUUAAUGGCCAACGGAAACCUACACAGAACCGGCCCACUGUCCACGGUGGUCUAUUUUCCAAUCGACAAACCCACAAUCCUAAUAAAAAUCACCACCAGCCCACCACGAAUUUCGAUCUCCAAAAAUGGAGCCCAGAAGAACACGUCACCGUCACGCCAUCACGACCCUCCCCAUCCCAACAUUUUUUCUCCGUUGCUCAAACACUCUCUCCAAUCGCCCGUUACAUUGUUGAUUCCUUCCGGAAACACAAACACUGGGGCCCAGAAGUGGUGGCAGAUCUUAAUAAGCUCCGCCGUGUUACCCCAAAGCUUGUCGCAGAAGUACUUAAAGUUCAGUCAGAUCCGGUUAUGUCCUCAAAGUUCUUUCAUUGGGCUGGUAAGCAGAAAGGGUACAAGCAUGAUUUUGCUAGUUAUAAUGCCUUUACGUAUUGCUUAAAUAGAAACAAUCAGUUUCGGGCAGCUGAUCAGGUGCCCGAACUGAUGAACAUGCAAGGCAAACCACCAACCGAGAAGCAAUUUGAAAUCUUGAUUAGAAUGCAUUCUGAUUCCAAUAGGGGUCUUAGGGUUUAUUAUGUGUAUGAGAAAAUGAAGAAAUUUGGGGUGAAGCCUCGAGUUUUUUUGUACAAUAGGAUCAUGGAUUCUCUUGUGAAAACGGGUCACUUGGAUUUAUCACUGUCUGUUUAUAACGAUUUUAAAAAUGAAAAAUUAGCAGAAGAGGGUGUCACUUUUAUGAUUUUGAUUAAAGGUCUAUGCAAGGCGGGUCAGGUUGAAGAAGCCCUCAAGCUUCUAAACAAAAUGAGGAAGUUGUGUAAACCGGAUGUGUUUGCAUAUACUGCAAUGAUUAGAAUUUUGGUUUCGGAAGGAAAUUUAGAUGGUUGUUUGAGGGUAUGGGAAGAAAUGGUGAGGGAUAAAGUUCAGCCCGAUGUUAUGGCUUACACAACUUUGAUCAUGGGAUUGUGCAAAGGGAAUCGGGUUGAUAAAGGUCACGAGUUAUUUAAAGAUAUGAAAGAGAAACGGUAUUUGAUAGAUAGGGGCAUAUAUGCAUCUUUGAUAGAGGGAUUUGUGAAUGAUGGGAAAGUUGGGGUGGCGUGUGAUUUGCUGAAAGAUUUAAUAAACUCAGGUUACAGAGCAGAUUUAGUGAUAUAUAAUCAUCUUAUAAAAGGAUUAUGCCACAUGAAACAUGUUAGUCGGGCACAUAAACUAUUCCUGGUUACAGUUGAAGAAGGUCUCAAACCGGAUUUUGGAACUGUCAGUCCAAUGUUGGGUUGUUAUACGGAUCUGAAAAAUUUUGAGGACUUCUGUAAAUUGCUUUCUCAGAUGGAGAGUUUGGGGUUCAGUUUACUUGACGAUCUUGCAAAGUUUUUCUCCCUAAUUGUAGGAGAGAAAGAUAAGGUGUUAUUGGCUUUAGAAGUGUUCGAUAACUUGAAACCAAAAGGUUAUUUUAGUGUUCAAAUAUAUAAUAUUCUUAUUCGGGCACUUUAUGAUACCAAAGAGGUGAAAAAGGCAUUAACCCUUUUUCAAGAGUUGAAGUAUUUGAAGAUGGAACCUGACUUAUAUACAUAUAGUAAUGCAAUUCUUUGCUAUACUGAAGUUGGAGAUAUUCAUGAGGCGUGUUCAUGCUACAAUGAAAUAAAAGAGAUGUCUUUCUUUCCAUCUGUUGAUGCCUAUUUGUCUUUGGUUAGAGGGCUAUGUAAAAUUGGAGAGAUCGAUUCAGCUUUCAUGCUUGUUCGUGAAUGUUUAGGUAAUGUAACAAGUGGGCCCAGGGAGUUUAAGUAUUUUUUACGAAUUGUCCAUAUGUGUAGAUCUAUUGAUGCGGACAAGGUAAUGGAUGUUAUCAGUGAGAUGGUGGAAGAUGGUUGUCAGCCUGAUGAUGUUAUACUCUCUGCUGUCAUUUCUGGGAUGUGUCAAUAUGGAACCAUUGAGGAGGCCCGGAAAGUCUUUUCAAAUAUGAGAGAGUGCAAAAUGCUUACUGAAUCGGAUCUUGUUGUUUAUGAUGACUUGUUAGUUGACCACAUGAAGAAGAAAACAGCGGACUUGGUUUUAUCUGGGUUGAAGUUUUUCGGCCUUGAGUCAAAGUUGAAAGCAAAGGGCUCAAAUCUUUUGCCUAGUUAACAACAUGGAAUCAGAUGGAGCGACGAUGUCCCAAAAUGAAACGUUAGUAGCAAGAUUUUGUGAAGAAGCAUUUCAGAAUCUGCAUUAUGUCGGUCAGUUCAGUGAAUAUAAUGGUCAGUCAACAGGCAGUUGUGGAAUGCCAAUUGAUUGUGAGAAGGAAGAAAGUCAAGGGCCAUCCUUACUCCCUAAACAUUUCGGCUUUGCAAGAUGUGUAUAGCAAGUCCUUGGAUUCCAUCUAUCUACUAGCCAUACUGAGUCUAGUAAAAGGGUUGCUAGCAUUUGGCAGAUCACAUCUUGUGUCAAUUUAAAAAUGAAAGAAAUAACAAUGAUGAAGAAAAUAGGCAUAGGUGCAUAUACCUUGAAGUAGUUCUCUUGUCGGAAUGUUCUAUCAAUGCCCUAGUCUGCAAGCCAAAAGCUCCUCCGGAAAAUGCAACACACAAGAGUACUCAGAAUGUUGCGUCAAAGGGAAGUUUUACACUACCUACACAUGCUCCCCACGUGUUUCAACCUAAACAAAGGCGACUCUAAGUCUCUAACACUCAACAGCUUCCAAAAAAGAGGGGAUGGAGUUGGCCCAUUCGAGUGCGAUAACCAAUACCACUAUGACAACACAUCAGUUAUUGUCGCACUAUCCAUCCCCUCUAGCUUGCAGGAGUUGCAAGGUUUGUAUUAGACGGUUAUGCAUCUUACCAAGUGAUGUUUAAAUCUCCCCAAUUGUCUUGUGAUACCCCUAAGGCUUUCCAGACAGCUUUAGAGGCAUCAACAAUGUUAUUACGACACGGGGGUUGAUAGUCAUGAUCCUCAUCACAACCCAUUGUAAAAUCACACUCAUCUCGACCAUAGCUUUUACGGUACGUUCGUUAUGUUUUUUUCUUUCAACUUUGACCGUAAAUAUCUUAGUUUGUAUUAUAUGGUAGUCAGCGAAAGUUAUAUC